UUUUCAGACCAUCCGCAACAGCGACGCUUUUGAUGGACAGACAAACAGAGAAGCCGGUGGGUUUGUCCGUAUGCUGGAAGACGACUCAUUCUGUUUCUUCCUCAACCUCUUCCACAAGAUUAUGCCACAUGUCGAUAUCUUGUACAGCCAGCUACAGAGGAGAAACUGUGACUCCAUCUACAUCGGAGGGGCCAUGCAGGCAUUCAUUCGCCGCAUGCAGAAUAUCAGGGAUGCUGUCCCUUUCUUGGUUGGGGAUGAGGAGUACAGGGGACCUGUUCAGGAACCAGCCCCAAAGAGACGGAGAACGUUGGAAGAGGACAGACAGCACCGUUUGGCAGAGGAGGUGUGUGACACCAUUAUGACCCAUGCCACAGAGAGAUUUGCCUUCACCAAACACCUUGUCAGCGCCACUCUGUUGCAAGGAGACCUCUUCCAACAGCACAGGAGAAAGUUCCCAGAUAGAGCCCUGGAAACUACAGUGGAAGCCUAUCCCUCACUGGACAAGGCCAGACUUAAAACAGAACUGUCCCUGAUCUAUGACAAUGAGGAGUUCCAGAAUUGCAGUGGUGCGCUGGCUCUUUACCAGGUUUUGAUGGCAAAUAACCUUCAGGACACUUUCGCCGAAACUGUAAGUCUUUUAAACAUCCUCAUCACCACACCCAUGACAACAGCGGAAUCAGAGAGGUGCUUCUCUACAUUAAACAGGAUAAAAACCUUCCUCAGGAAUACCAUGGCACAAGACAGGCUUAAUGCUCUAGCAAUGCUCUCCAUUGAAAAGAAGAUGGCACGUGGCAUUCAUGAUUUCAAUUCCAGGGUGAUUGAAAAAUUCGCUUCUCAGAAGGACAGAAGAGCAAAAUUCUUAUACAAAUAGGGACUUGCACCAUUUUUUGUGUCUAGAUGUGUGCAGCUGUGAAUGCAGAUACUGUAUUUGUUCAUAAUGUAAGAUCCAUGUACAUUCA
Engraulis encrasicolus (European anchovy) is the source of this 959-nucleotide messenger RNA. RefSeq lists its product as uncharacterized. Bases 71 to 871 code for a protein of 266 amino acids. Lineage: Eukaryota; Metazoa; Chordata; Actinopteri; Clupeiformes; Engraulidae. The record is from RefSeq and is a predicted model, not a curated record. The transcript is spliced from 3 exons. Gene Ontology annotation, molecular function: protein dimerization activity.